Molecule: messenger RNA, 636 nt
Organism: Ostreococcus tauri
Lineage: Eukaryota; Viridiplantae; Chlorophyta; Mamiellophyceae; Mamiellales; Bathycoccaceae
Product: Protein of unknown function DUF2214, membrane
Exons: 1
Coding region: 1-636 (211 amino acids)
Source: RefSeq, a predicted model, not a curated record
AUGAAGAAAACGGUGGCGAUCGCCCCGGCGGUGCUCGGGAUGUGCGCCGCGGGCGCGGCGGAGGCGGCGGUGGACCCGGUGGCGAGCGCGUUUGCGGCGUACGGACACUAUCUCGGUCUCGUCUUGGUCGUCGGUGCGUUGACGACGGAGCGAUUGACGGUGAAGGCGAACAUGAGCGAGGACGAGGAGCAACGCUUGGUGAUCGCGGAUAGCGUGUACGGAAUCGCGGGCGUCCUCGUGCUGUACACCGGGUAUCUGCGGGCGACGGAGUACGGUAAGGGGUGGGAGUUCUACGCGCACGAGCCCAUCUUUUGGGUGAAGAUGUGGUUGUUCACCGUCAUGGGGUCGAGCUCGUUGUUUCCGACGAUUAAGAUUAUUCAGCGCGCGGCGGCCAAGGCCAAGGGUGAGGUGGAGCCGAUGAGCGAGAAGCUCGCGAAUCGUAUCACCAAGGUUGUGAACGGUGAGUUGCUCGCGAUCGGGUCCAUUCCGCUCGCGGCGGCGCUCAUGGCGCGCGGCGUCGCGUACGCCCCGGAUAUGUCGUGGCAAGCGGGCGCCGCUCCGAUCGCGCUCACCUCCGUCGCGCUCGGCGUGAAGUACGUCAAGGAGGCGCUCACGUGGGAGGAAGAUUCCGCGUAA